Salvia hispanica is the source of this 1573-nucleotide messenger RNA. RefSeq names its product serine/threonine-protein phosphatase PP1 isozyme 2-like. NCBI's taxonomy places the organism in Eukaryota, Viridiplantae, Streptophyta, Magnoliopsida, Lamiales, Lamiaceae. Gene Ontology annotation, molecular function: protein serine/threonine phosphatase activity. The record is from RefSeq and is a predicted model, not a curated record. Gene Ontology annotation, cellular component: nucleus; cytoplasm.
GCGGCUGAGUGCAGUGGCAUUGUGAUUAAUUUAAGACAAAAGAGAGAGAGAGGUGAAUAAUCAUCGAUCGUUGUAACCCUAGAUUUCAAAUUCAAUCAAACACCACCACCUCUGUUCCUCUCUCUCUCUCGACGUGCUGCUCCAUUGCAAAAUACUCCAUCCAUGCCAACGCAAUUAUUAGGCACCGGCACCGGCACCGGAUUUACCGAUUUUUCUUUCUCUUUGCAUGAGGUUUAGUCCUCUCCGCCGUGGCAACGGAACGGGGGGGAUUUUCACUUGUUUUUCCUUUUCCUACUUUUCAUUUCCUCAAUCUAGGGUUUGUCUGGGAGGGCUAUGGAGCCCGCCGUGCUCGACGACAUCAUCAAUCGCCUCUUGGAGUUCCGCAACGCCAGAACUGUGCGCCAGGUCCAGCUCUCUGAGAAUCACAUCCGUGCUCUCUGCUCCACCGCGCGCCAAAUCUUCCUUUCCCAGCCUAAUCUCCUCGAGCUCGAAGCGCCUAUCAAGAUCUGCGGUGAUAUUCACGGACAAUAUGGAGAUCUUUUGAGGCUUUUUGAGUAUGGUGGAUUUCCUCCGGAGGCCAAUUAUCUGUUCUUAGGAGAUUAUGUUGAUCGAGGCAAGCAGAGUUUAGAGACAAUAUGCCUUCUUCUUGCCUACAAGAUCAAGUAUCCAGAAAAUUUCUUUCUCUUAAGAGGAAAUCACGAAUGCGCAUCAAUUAACAGGAUAUAUGGAUUCUAUGAUGAAUGUAAACGCCGUUUUAAUGUUAGGUUGUGGAAAGUUUUCACUGAUUGUUUUAACUGCCUUCCUGUAGCGGCUCUUAUAGACGAUAAGAUACUUUGCAUGCAUGGUGGUCUUUCUCCUGAUCUAACAAACAUGGAUCAAAUAAGAACUUUACCUCGUCCAACUGAUAUUCCUGAGUCUGGUCUGCUUUGUGAUCUACUUUGGUCAGAUCCUAGUAGAGAAGUUAAAGGUUGGGGUAUGAAUGACAGAGGAGUCUCAUACACAUUUGGUCAAAAUAAAGUGACUGAAUUUCUCACGCAACAUGAUAUGGACCUCGUUUGCCGUGCCCAUCAGGUUGUAGAAGAUGGUUAUGAAUUUUUUGCUGAUAGGCAACUAGUAACCAUAUUUUCUGCACCCAACUACUGUGGCGAGUUCGACAAUGCUGGAGCUAUGAUGAGUGUUGAUGAGAGUUUGAUGUGCUCAUUUCAGAUUCUGAAACCAACUGAUAAAAAGCAGCUCUUGUGAAGCAAGUCCUCUUGUGGCUCUCGGAGAUUAUCCAGAACUCGGAGACAUGAACAUGGUACUAAGGCACUGUGCAAUGACAGAAUGUUUAAGAAUCUCGUUCAUGUAUUGUUUCUUGAGGUGGAUACGGCCCUAAAGACUGAUUCGGGGGAAACUAUGAUCUAACGGCCCCAAGUGCUGUAUUUUUGUUUGGUCACCUCUUUCUAAUAUAUUUCAGAACGCAAUCUAUGAUUCGACUGUGUACAUCCACUUGUCUGGUAAAUUUUGAUGCAAGUGUAGUUUUGUUGCUAAAAUUCUGUGUUGCCUCAUGAUAAUUAUUUAGAUUAAUUUUUCA